Messenger RNA from Periophthalmus magnuspinnatus, 1104 nucleotides. It is a transcript of the gene elovl8b, whose product is annotated as ELOVL fatty acid elongase 8b. Gene Ontology annotation, biological process: fatty acid elongation, saturated fatty acid; sphingolipid biosynthetic process; very long-chain fatty acid biosynthetic process. The transcript has 7 exons. The record is from RefSeq and is a predicted model, not a curated record. NCBI's taxonomy places the organism in Eukaryota, Metazoa, Chordata, Actinopteri, Gobiiformes, Gobiidae. Gene Ontology annotation, cellular component: endoplasmic reticulum membrane. Bases 296 to 1087 code for a protein of 263 amino acids. Gene Ontology annotation, molecular function: fatty acid elongase activity.
CAAGAGGUCCCUGGAGGGAGACCUUUUGGACUUACGGACUUAGUUCCGUCAUUUUAAUUCGUUUUAACUGGGUUAUUGGUCGUUUUUAAUACCAUUUUCCCAACAGUUUGGCUUUUCGCAGGUCUAAUGUCCGCCUCAGACUGCGCCUCUGUGUCGAUACUAGUCUGACUCCUUUCCUCGUUUUUUAUCAAACCUUGAUCCUUGGACUCAAAGUUACGGUGUUUUUCACAGUUGUGAUACUGGAUUCGUUGCCGUGACAAACUUUUGUCAUUAUCUCGUGGUUUUGAUUUCAGAUAUGACGUCCGUGUGGCAAAGCUUCCUGUCGUGGUACAACGGCAUCCUGCAGAAUGGAGACAAAAGGACAGAUCCCUGGCUGCUGGUUUAUUCCCCCGUCCCAGUGGCCCUCAUCUUCCUGCUGUACCUCUGUGUGGUUUGGGUCGGUCCAAGACUCAUGAGACACAGGGAACCUAUUGACCUCAAAGUUGUCCUCAUUGUUUACAACUUUGUCAUGGUUGGCCUCUCUGCUUACAUGUUUUAUGAGUUCCUGGUUACUUCCUGGCUAUCUAACUAUAGCCUGCUUUGUCAACCUGUUGAUUAUAGCACAAACCCACUUGCAAUGAGGAUGGCCAGAGUGUGCUGGUGGUUUUUCUUCUCCAAAGUCAUAGAGCUUAGUGACACGAUAUUUUUCAUUCUGAGGAAAAAGAAUAACCAGCUGACGUUUCUUCAUGUCUACCACCAUGGCACCAUGAUCUUCAAUUGGUGGGCAGGGGUUAAGUAUGUAGCAGGAGGACAGUCUUUCUUUAUUGGUCUAGUCAACACCUUUGUGCACAUUGUCAUGUAUUCGUACUAUGGGCUCGCUGCCAUUGGCCCUCACAUGCAGAAGUAUCUCUGGUGGAAGAGAUACUUGACUUCCCUGCAGCUGACUCAGUUUGUCAUGUUUCUCUUGCACACGGGCUACAACCUCUUCACCGAGUGUGACUUUCCAGAUAGUAUGAACAUUGUGGUGUUUGGAUACUGCAUCACUCUCAUUAUCCUCUUCAGUAACUUCUAUUUCCAGAGCUAUGUCAACAGGAAGAAGCAGAAAUAAAACUGACAAAAGGACAA